Messenger RNA from Schistocerca gregaria, 10381 nucleotides. Its product is annotated as transmembrane protein 8B. Lineage: Eukaryota; Metazoa; Arthropoda; Insecta; Orthoptera; Acrididae. The record is from RefSeq and is a predicted model, not a curated record. Bases 411 to 2846 code for a protein of 811 amino acids. The transcript is spliced from 5 exons. Gene Ontology annotation, cellular component: plasma membrane.
GUUGUUCCCUCACUGGGGAAAUCAAUACGGCGGGGCCCCAGUCUGGCGGAGCGCGUGUCUGGCGCUGGGACGCGUGGCUGCACCGCCCGUCGCGUGUUUAUCGCUGCACCUGCACCACUUCCUGGCGAGGCGACUUGCUGCAACGAAUACGGCGCGACACGACAGGCCGGUCGCCGCGAGUUCUCUUUCGAGCUGACUCUCGUAGCUGUGGGCUGCGCCGUCGGCUGCAGCUCCGCUGUCGUCUUGUGCUGAAGCUGACGCUCCAAGCGCGCCGUGUAGUGUUCACUGCGCCAGUCUCUGCCUUCUGCCGCAGCCGCUGUUGGCCGUGGCUAUCUCACGCUGCUCUGCAAGUUGCAGCACCUCGUAGCCUGAAGACUCUUGAGAUGGCCGAGUAGCCGUUGCCGUAGACCAUGGACGUGAACGUGACGCGGUGGCUGUUGGCGCUGCUGGUGGCCGUGGCGGCGGGAGGCGCCGCGCGGGCGGACGGCGGCGCGCUGCGGCGCGUGGCGCGCUCUGCGCGGCGCGACAUCUCGACGUACCGCGCGUACCGCGACGUCACCGUGCUGCCGUACGCGGUGCCCGAGCGCGCGCGGCUCGCCGUCUUCUCGUUCACGGCCACGGAGGAGAUCCGCACGGGCCUGGGCUCGUGCUCGCCGCGCAACGUCACCGUCGACCUGCGGCCCGGCAGCUUCCCCGUCGUCAGCCCCGACGGCGCGCUCUUCCCCGACGACUUCGCGCCCGUGCUCAGCGGGCCGUGGUACGCCGGCACCGCGCUCAGCGACGGCCGCGCCUUCGCCGUCAACGUGACCUACCCGCUGGCCGGCGACUGGUACGUCAUCGCCUACGUCAGCUACACCGACCCCGACGACGACAAGAUCACGCAGCAGGGGCUGACCGCCUCGUGCACCACGUUCCUCGAGUCCACGCUGGACGUGCUGCAGGCGCCCGCCGACGACAUCGCCGUGCUGUCCAUAGGCCAGCCGCUGCCGCAGCAGGUGGAAGCCGCCGUGGGGCAGCCGCUGCUGAAGGAGUACUCGGUGUACGUGCCCGCCGCCACGUGGGAGGUCACCGUCAACGUCACGGUAGAGCGCUGCCAAUCGGGGUGUCCCUCGGUCACUAUUCUGGUCCGCGCCGGCGGGCUCCCCACUAGCGAGGAUACGGGCGAUAACAGUACCCUGACCAAGACCUGUGACAGUGAAGAUAUCGUCUCGGCCGAAGACUGCAUCUUGAGCUUCGCCCCGUGGGAGGAGAGUUGGCACUAUGUGGUGCUGGCACUGGACCUGCCCGAGAAAUCGUCCAAGAGGAACUUCAGCGCAGUGACCUUCUCCGUAGACGUGUCGACGGUGCAGACGGCGAUUUCCCCAUUCUUCCUAUCGCUGAACACCAGCGACGUUGCAGCGCCGGCCGGCAACGCCUCCGCCGCGCCGACUGCGCUGGCGGUCGGGGAGGCGGCGCGCUGCGACGAGUGCUGGCCGCAGGUGGCGCUGAUGAAGCAGUCGUACCCGCCGUUCUUCAUGCUGAACUACGUGCUGGUGCCGGGCGCGGACGGAAAGUCGCCGCCGGCGCUGAACGUGACCACCGCCGGGCCGACGGUGCUGGGCUUCGCGCUGCGGCCCGUGUCCGAGGUAGGCGGUACGCUGACGGCCCAGCUACAGCUGCAGCUGGACGCGCAGCUGCGCAACGCCACGGCGCGCGGCGCCGGCUUCAACGUGUCGGUGGUGGCGUGCGUCGCGCACGGCACUCGUGCCCAGCCGCUGGCCGGCGACCUCUGCGUCGCCCCAGGCUUCUCGUCGGGCAUCCAGGCGCCGCUCUCCGUCAAUUCGACGAGCACCAAGGCGGCCACCGCUAAGGUGCACAUACCGUUCCCCGCGCCCGGCGCCUGGUACCUGUCGCUGCAGCCGCUCUGCUGGGCGCAGUCCAACGGCUCCGUCAGCUACCUGCAGUGCACCGGACUCACCCAGGUCGCCGUCUCCUUCGUCAUCGACUCGGAGGCGUGCGGGCCGGACAUGUGCGGCGAGUACGGCCGCUGCAACAACUACCUGAGCGGCGGCGUCAUCUUCUCGUCGUGCGCGUGCGCGCACGGCUACCGCGGCUGGGGCUGCACCGACGCCUCGGCCAUGACGUCGACGAGCGAGCUGCUGGUGGCGGCGCUGCUGCUCACGCUGUCCAACCUGUUCUUCGCGCCGGCCGUCGUGGUGGCGUGCCGGCACCGCUACUGGACCGAGGCGCUCGUCUACACGGCCACCAUGUUCUUCUCGACCUUCUACCACGCGUGCGAGGCGGGCGAGGACGUGUACUCGUGGUGCAUGAUGCCGCUGGGCGUGCUGCAGUUCUGCGACUUCUACACGGCCAUCCUGGCCGUCUGGGUGACGCUGGUGGCCAUGGCGGACGUGCACCCCACCUUCCGCAGCCUGUGCCACGUGGCGGGCGCCAUCGGCAUCGCACUCGGCACCGAGUACGACCGCACCUCGCUCGCCGUCUUCAUGUUCCCCGUCCUCGUCGGCGUCGCUAUACUCGGCGCGUCGUGGGGCUCGCGGUGCCGGCGGCGGCGCCGCUGCUACCCCACGGCCUCGUACUGGCGGUGGCGCGCGCCGCCCGGCCUCGCGCUCGUGCUGGUGGGCGUCGUCUGCUACGCCUUCCUGCAGACGCGCCAGAACUACAAGUACGUGCACAGCGCGUGGCACGCCGUCAUGGCGCUCGCCGUCGUCUUCCUGCUGCCCCGCAAGCCGGGCCGGCAGUCGACCGCCCUCCGGGUCGACGACACGCCCGACGAGGAAGCCACGCCCACCGACCGCAGGCCCUUCUGGAAGAAGUCGGUCCGCGGCUGGCGCAAGCGCAGCAUGUGACUGCUGCGUCGCUCCGGGUGGCUGGAGCCGCCGGUGCAGUGCGUGGGCCUGCCGAUCGCUGCGGCAGCACGUAGGAAGGCUGUUCCACUCCUGCCUCCUUCCUGUGACAGCUCCGUAGGCAACUGAAGGCGCCGCUGUGUGAGCGUCUCGCUGCAGGAUAGUAACGGCGCAAUGAGAAGUAGAUGAAAAGUAACACACUUUUCGCAUAAAUUACUCGAGAAACACUGCCUCUCCGUACGUCUACAUACAGGGAUAGACGAAAAUGUUAAAUUAUUUCAACUGCCUUCGUUAUUUUUCUAUUGUGUACAUGUGUGCGUGUGUGUAUGUGUCACAUUCCAGCCACUUGCUGCAGUGAUAAAAUGGAACUAUCAGCUCCUCCUCUUUUGUAUGUACGAUAUUCUGAAUACAUCCUCAACUCCGUUCCUGUAAAGAAUUUCCCACUUUUGGUUUGCAGGCUCAUUGUGAUGGGUUUAUAAACCGGAAUCACGUCCAGGUCACCUUCUGUUUAUGUUAAAAUUUUACUAAGUCUUUAAUUUCUGUUCAUCGAAAAAUUUAACUAACAAUAUGUAUUACAGGCCAAAAGAUUAACGGUGUAAAAAGAAUUUAAAGCUUCCCUCAGUAUUCCAUUUUACUUAAUUUUUACAGAGAAAAGCAUUUAAUUUGACUUUUAUAUUCUGGAAAAUAUAAAAUGAAGAUCUGGCUCAAUUCAUCAGAUCUUCUGGGAAAUGAUAGGCUUGGUAUCUACCAAUAACUCUGCAUACAAACAUCCAUAUGCUAAAUGUAACAAAUGUCAAAUCAUAUACAAAUACCAGUAUACAACACAAAAUGGUGUUAUGUCAGUUACAAAAUUCAAAACUUCUUCUCAUUGUUACUAUUGCUUCAGAUUUCAAAUGAAAUGUCCAAGACAGUUUUGAUUUUGGCUGUACUUGACAGUCUGAAAAGCCUUAUAAAUUGCCUGCUUUAAAAUAUGACAGUGAGCAAUACAUUCUGACUCAAACCAGAAUGCUAGUGGCACGUGUCUGUUGUUCUUCGUUAUCAGUUUUCAGCCAUGUUGGUAUCCAUACUGAGCAAAGAAUAUAAAAUAUGGUUUAGUAACACAUUGUAUGAGAUAAAACAUCUAUGGAGGUAUUCUUCUUGAAUCAGGAAAUAAAUUAUAUCCUAUUGUUGCCAGUUUAUAUAUUGAGAGGAUAAGCAGUGGAAGUAUAAAUGAAAGAGUAACUUAUUUUACAAAGAUUUGAAGCUGCUCUUGAUGUUCUUUUAAAACAACCCAAUUUCGAAACAGUAAUUGUUUGUUAGUUAAAUAAACUGUAUCCUUCUACAAAAAGCAAGUAAAUUACUGUACUUGUAAUGCUGCCAGUUCAUUGAAACACGACCAAGCAAAGUGUGUGCCAGGAGAACAACAGUGUGUUUGGAAUUGCUUGGUAUGCAGUAUUUUCAAAAUUUCAUCAUUUUGUACACUUUUGUAUGCUUUUACUGGAGAGCGCAUGAAACACAGAGUGUGAAAUAUUGUAUUGUAUCCCUGUGCUUCAAGUUCCCUUUUCCUAUAUAGGUAGCUACGACCAUCAAUACCACUGCAUCUCUCUCUCUCUCUCUCUCUCUCUCUCUCUCUCUCUCUCUCUCUGUGCACGUGUGUGCGUGCGCUUUGCUCUUGUGCAUGAACUGACGUGCAAGACACACACACACACACACACACACACACACACACACACACACACACACAUUGAGAAACAAAUUAUAAUAAUUUGCAUAGAAAAGAAACCAUCAUAAGACAUACACAAAGUUUCCCAGUUUGGAAAUGGACUCGUCCACUGUAACCUCUUGCGCCUCCCUUAUUAUUCCCAUCUCCUUCCCACUGUCUCUCUAAUUUCUUAUUGUUGGUCUUCAGAUUUAUGUGUUUACCCCUAGCACUUACAUAUCUGCUGCUUGCAUUUCUUCUUCAGUUUCAAAGAGGAUAUGUUUCUGUAAUCUUUUUAUAUUUUGGGUCUGUUGCUUACACAAACACUCGCAUGUAUACAUUCAAAGUAGUAUGAAGAGGUAAUGGCCCUGCUAUUUGCUCUUAAGAGUUACUCUUGCAUAGUAUCAAAGCACCAAUGUGUAAUCAUCAUUUUCAACCAUUUCACAGCUACUGCCACAAGAAGGCAGUUUUUCCUUCAUUGUGAUUUGCUGAUAUGUACAUCUCCGUUGUCCAUAUAUGUUAUUGAACAUCAUGUACUGACCUUCCAUUAAAUCAUCGCUCAAUCUUUUGGUACCUCAAGGAAUUGGCCAAAUGUGUUCCUUGGUCCAUCUGCCAUCUAUCCCCCAGUGUACAUGUUUCGCUCCAUAUACACCUUACCAUUGCUCACUAACAGCUGUGAGAUUUUGAAUGGUUUUUCUAUUAAAACAGUAACACUUUAUUAAUUUAUUUGUUGCUGUUUUUUGUCAUCUUAGUUUGUUUGUAGUACAGCUGGCUGACACAUACAGUGUUUUUCAUUCCUUAACAUUUUCUGUGUUUUGUACCUCAAACUAUGUUGUUAACCUUACUUACUCCAAAGUAUCUAUAAUCCUGUACUCAUUUCCAGCUCAUCUUACAAAUAAGGAAUGCAUAUUCAUAUUUUCUUGAAAAGGUCUCUCUGUACAUCUGCUACUAAUUUCUUGUCAUUGCAUUGAGUGUAAAUGAAGCAGCAAAAGGACACUUCUUUCCUUUAUGUAAAUUCCCUCCUCAUUCACUUGAUUCUUUGCAAAUUUCAUUCUCAGAGUGUUUCGUAAUUGUACUUGAAUCUUGAAUAUGGUAGUCACUACCCAGAUAACUGUAGUAGACACUCUCACUUUAUAAAAAUAUGUGUGUUCUAAUUUAAAUUUCUUUCCACAUUAAUUCUAUCUGAUUUUAAUCAACUGCAUUAAUGUCUGGGAAUUUAAGGGCUUUAUGCUGACUUCAAGGGUCCCAUUUCUGUACUGUCAAAAUGACCACACUGAAGAUUAUAGCUACACAAAGAACUGCACAGGACCUUUGACUUUGAGAAACAGAAUGAUGUAAAGAGAAAGUAAAUGAAAGAAAGCAGCUCAUGAAGAAGAGGAACGCAAAGGUGGACAUAAUAGUAUUGUAUUGACAUUCUAGUCACAAAAAUACUAAACAGUAAGGACAGCAAAGAUCAAUAGGUAGGAAGCAAACAUGGACAGUAACAAUUCCAUGAAAAUUAUUAAAAAAAAUUAAAAGAAGAGGGAGGAACAGGAGUAAUUUAUGAAAUGAAGUAUGUGUGAUGCAAAGGAACAAAUUUGUGGCAAAGAAUAUUGUUAAAUUAUUUUACCUAAGAAAAUGUAGUAUUUUUGAACAGAUCUAUAUCAUACUGAGGUUCAUAAAUCUAAUUUUUUAAUUGAUUUGUUAUUUUAAUAUAUAUAUCAAAAAGAAAAUUAUGAAUGAACCAUUGUAAAGCCACAGAUGCACAAUUCUUAGUAACUUUGAGUAUGAUUUACAAUAACUAAGUAAUUUGCAAAUGACAGAUUGACUUUUAUGGUUUGGUAUUUUUGUACUUAUACUGCAUAAGUCUCCUUGAAGUUGCUGACUCAGGGAUGUAUAUUCAGUGAACUUACUCAUAAUCUUUGGGAAUGCAAGAGGCAUUGGUGCCACAGCUGUAGGAAAGACAGAUCACUAUGGGGUUUUCAGCUGUUCCAGGUUUCAAUAACUAGAAACUUCCACUCAUACACAGUAAGAAAGAAAGAAGAAGGAAAAAAAACUAUAAAAUGAAUGAAGAGAAGAGUACUGGUAUGUAACAAUCAAAUGACAAAGGAAAUAGAUUCACUGACAAUGAACAAAGGAUAUAUGUGACAAGUAAAGUAAAUUACAAUCAAACAGAAAAAAUGGGAGGAGGCAAAGAAGGGUAAAAUACAAAAAGUAGACAUCACAACAUUUUGAAGAAGAAAAUAAGAGUUUCUUGAUUGGUAGUGUUUUAAUAGGACCUCCUGAAUCCAACUACAUUAGUUACUUAAUCUACAUAUAUGUUUUACAACUAUCUUAUCAUAUACUGGAAUGAGUAGCGGCAAUCACUUCAUUGUGCUAGAUGCCUUAAGCACUACAUAGAAAUGUAAACAGAAUUUGAAUAUAGCAUAUCAACACAUGAAUUUAUUUGAUUUGAUAUUCAUUUGAAAGUUUUUGCAUACUUACCUCAAACUGGGUGUCUUCUGAAUUGAAGUGUAAUUUAUGCCCAAAGCUGAUGAAAAGCAUGGAAAUUACUACGAGAAUGUCUUAUCUUAAAACGAAGAGGAAAUUGUUAUGUUCAGAUGACGCUGAAUGGUAAACAAGCAAACGGAAUUACAUAGAUCACUCAAACUCAAACAGAGAAUUUGCAGUUACUUAUUGUUGUAACUCAAUAGUUAUUGCAUAAUCAUCAUGAAUUAGUGAAGUAAUUUUUAUGCAUCCGGUGUAUAAUAGUAAAAACAAAAUAAACUGAGUCACACUUUAACAACUGAAAACUGUUCUGAUUAUGGUGAUAAUUUUCUGCACAUCAUAUAUCUUUUGCUGCAGUAUCACAUGCAACAAUUCAAAUACAGCUAACUUUAUAGUGUAUAAUAGUGCAGCAACCUGAACACAUCAUAGUUUCACAUCAUCUUUAUAUUUUCAAAAUUUUCCAGGAUGUUGUGUAAACUUCCAUAUCAAAUUAAUUCUGACUGUACCAUUGAACAUUUAAACAAUGAAAACAGAGCAUCUUUCAUCUUUACGGAAUGUGGGAAUGAAGUAUGCUUAUAUAAUGAACCAGUAUUAUACUUGUAACAUAAUCUGAAAUGUAACAGAAGUAUGCACAAAAAUUGAAACAAAAAAGUGGUAGCAUUACCUGCCACUCUAAAAAUGGAAAAAAAUCUGAAACAUUGAGUAUUCUGUCUGAUAUACCAUGCAUCUUGUGUGCAGAAUUUCUUCCUUGCAGAAACUGGUCAUGUAUAUUAUGUUAUCAAAUAACUGAUACAAUUUUUAAUACCCUUCCUCCUAGGAAUAGUUGUUCAAUUGUUUUAGAGAUCGUGCACUUUAACUUCCAUUCCGUAUGAAUAUAUAGUUGUCCAGCUGAAAAUAUUCAGUGUAGAAAGGUUUGGAAAAUGAAAAAUGCUAUCUGAUAAUAUGAGUAACAUAACAUUUCUGAUUAAUUAGAGGAUUGCAUUAUUCCAGCUUAUAAAUGUUAAAUAUGAGAUGUUAUAUGCAGAAAAUGUAUGUACUAUGCAGUUCAUAUGUAUUAGUAGCAUACAAGAAGAUGCUACCAUUACAAUGUUUUGCACUAUGUUAAUUUUACAGCCAACAAUGCGAGGAACAAUUGGAUGCAGUGUCCUUUGUUGAUCUAGCUUGAACAAAUCUUCUCAUAUAAGCAUAGCUUCUGCACCAUAAAUCCAUUUGAAACUGGUUGGCAUAUUCAAGCCUUUGUUUCAAUACAACAUUUACGAACCCCACACUUCCCUCCACUCCCAAAUUAACUAUUUCUUGAUACUCAAGAUGUGCCAUAUUAAUCUCUCUCUUCUUUCAGUCCAUUGUACCACAAAGCUUUCUCCCUAGAUUGAUACAGUAUGUCUUCGUCAGUGGCAGUCUGUCCAUCUAAUCCUCAGCAUUCUAAUGUAGUGCCAUAUUUCAAAAGCAUGUGUUAUUUACUCAUAUCUACAGGUUGUCAUUCAUAUUUCACUUCCAUAUAAUACUGAACUCCAAACAAAUACUUUACGAAAAUACUUUGAACACUUAAAUAUAUUUUGGACAUCAAUGUAUUUAUCAUUUCUUUUGUCUACAAGAUAUAUAGUCAUUGGUUCUCCCAUUAUCAUUUAGUUCGCUCAGAUGGCAAAAUUCUUCAACUAGUUUCACCAUGGCAUUCCUAAUCCAGUUCAAUCAGUAUCACUUGAUUUAACAUCUGUUUGACUUUUAUUUUCAUCUUUUAACCUCUUCCCAAGACUCUACCCAUUCCAUUAUCUGAUCUUCCAUGUCCUUUGCCUGUGACAGAAUCACAAUGUGAUCAGCAAACCUGAAAUUUCUUACUGCUUCCCCCUGAACUUGGAGCCCCUUUCCAAAAUUGCCCAUAGUUCACUUUACUGCUUGCUCAGUGUACAGGUAAAGUAACAUUGGGAGAGGAUGUGCUACAGUACUGCCUCACUUUUGUCUCAAGUAUUGCCUCUGUUUCAUGUUCAACUCAUUAUCAGCAGUCUGGCUUCUGUAUGGUUUCUAUCUGAUAAUUAUGUAUACCAACUUUUUUAUUCAUUAUUGAUUCGUGUGACACUGUUUAUUGCCACUGUUAUAUCUUUUAUGCAGAAAUUUGUUAGAUACACAAGAAAUGCUGUACAGUUCUAGACAAGCAGUUUAAACCAUGUUAUAAAUACCAGUCUUUUUUUCUGUUUAGUCACAUGGAAGUUAAUCUUACAUAUUCCCCUAAACAGUUUGAGCACUCAUAACAUAUGAAUGUCUUUUAUUGGACAGUAGAAGAAAGUGUUCUCUGAUAAGUGUGGAAAUUUUCAGAUCUGUCAAACUUGGUGUUAUUAGUUCUUGUACCAUUACUGGUUUAAUCAAAACUUCAUGGAAGUAUUUCUUUUGGGAUUCCAUAAAAAUAGCUACAAAUGCUGUGUUCAUACUUAAUAUAGCUGUACUCCAGCUCUGUAAGGUGCCUUGUAAGUCACAGAAGGAACAAUCAUUGGUAUUGCUUGUCAGGUGUUAAGCAUAUGGAAUGUAUCUGUGAUAACUAUUCCAAUUCUACUGUGGAUGAACUUCAAAUAUUUGUAUACAUGAAAGUGAUUGUCAUUUGUUUCCUUACCCUGCAUGCAAUACUGAACUACUUGCAAGUUCAAUUAAUGCUUAUUUUUUUGAAACCAGGUACUCUGAAUUAAGUUGUUUGUUUACGUUUGAGAUUAUUAUACACAGCGGUGUUACUUGAAGUUUUUGUGUGAUAAUACAACAGAUUGCCUUUUUAAAAAAUUAUUUUUUUGACAUGUAAUGGGUUACUGACAGUAUAAUUAAACUAACUUAUGCUUGUAAUAUUUGUUUAUAUUGUGAUAUAGAUAUAACUUACAUUUUAUAUGUUGUUAGAAAAUACAGACUGGCACUGUUAAAUUAUCACAUUGCAGUCGUGAGGUAUCUGCAUUGAAACAACAAUAAGCUUUAUUUUUUCUGUUGGGAAUUUAUGUUCAGUUCAUUACAGAUUUUCCUAAAUUUCCAAAUAUGUUGUAAAGUGUUAGUUCUGUUUGCGUAUGUGAGAGAAUGUUGUGUUAUGAAUCAGCAGUAAGUGCUGUGUUACUAUUUUUCUAUCUCCUGUGUAAAAACUUAUUGUUGUUCAUAGUAUUUAUGGUGCUGGAACACAUUAAUUCAGCUAUCUAAGGGAUAGAAAAUGUCCAAGAGUUUAUUUACAAGAAAUUUUCACCGUGUUCUCUAUUGUAUGUUGAAUGUCAGUGCUCAUUUUACAGUUUCAGCAAGACAUUUUGAAGACUGUUAUCUUGGCUUUAAUGUUAAAUGUUUCAACAUUCACAACUGUUUUACAGUUCAUAAGUUUUAUUAGAAGUAUAUAUUCAUCAGAGAAAUUAUCUAAAUAAAGUGUUUUGUGACAACAGAA